Molecule: messenger RNA, 435 nt
Organism: Nycticebus coucang (slow loris)
Lineage: Eukaryota; Metazoa; Chordata; Mammalia; Primates; Lorisidae
Product: defensin alpha 5-like
Exons: 2
Coding region: 28-312 (94 amino acids)
Biological process (GO): defense response to Gram-negative bacterium; defense response to Gram-positive bacterium; antimicrobial humoral immune response mediated by antimicrobial peptide
Cellular component (GO): extracellular region; extracellular matrix
Source: RefSeq, a predicted model, not a curated record
GCUCUCUGUGCUCCAGGAGACCCCAGCAUGAGGACCCUGGCCAUCCUCGCUGCCCUUCUCCUGGUGGCCCUUCAGGCCCAGGGUGGACCACUGCAAGAGAGAGCUGAGGAGGCCCCAGCCGAGGAGCAGCCUGGGGCACAGGACCAGGAUGUGGCCAUCUCCUUUGCAGAGGAUGAAAGCUCAGGUCUCAGAGCUGCAGGCUCAGCCAGGGCCUUGACCUGCUACUGCAGAAGAGGAGGCUGUCGUAACGCAGAGCGCCUCUAUGGGACCUGCACCUCGGGUGGCCGACGCUAUUCGUUCUGCUGCCGCUGAAUGUCGAGGACAGAGAACAAGGAGCUUCUAAUGUGCUUUGGACCUGUUUUUAUUCCUUUUAUUCCUCCUGCUUCUUGUCUUCCAUUUCUUUUCCUCUUCCCAAAUAAAGGUCUUGUAGCAACU